UAAAUUCAUCAGAUACACUGAUUGGUUUAUUUAUCAAACAUGGAAUCCUGCUGCAGAAUUUGCCGCAGGAUGGAGUUAGAUAAAUCGCUCUCUCUGGACUUAGUGGCGGAUUCAACGGGGGAAUCAAUUCGGUACAUGAUUUUCUCCGUAACAGGACUAAUGAUAAAUAAGUCGGACGGCAUGCCUUACCAGAUUUGUGUUCUCUGUAUGGGAAGUUUGACGGUAGCGUUCGAAAUGAGGCGACUCUGCCUCGAAUCGGAAGCUUUCUUUCGGAAACGGGCGCCAAUACUGAUACUGCCGGUGGCGGUUAGUUUACUUAAUGAUCCAACGACGGAUCAGAUAAACGCCGAAAACAUACAACCGCCACCAAGUUCACCGCUAGCAAUGGAAAUUAAAAUUGAAGAUGAAGCAGUUGUUGAAGAUGCGAUAUACGAAGCGGUUGAAAACCAUCAAACGCCAGGCUCACCACUGAUCGGUCCGGAACAGCACUGGAACGCAGCGGAUAAUAUGAUGUACUGUUGCUUUCCAAACUGUUCGAUCGGUUAUCCAUUUCAGGAAUUGCUGGUGGAACAUGCUCGUCGCGAUCAUAGACUCGAAAGAGAAAACAAUUCUUCGAAUCGGCCAGAAAAUUGCUUUUUGUGCAUUACCUGUGAGCGGGGUUUCGAGCAGGAAGCAGCACUACUGUACCAUCGCAGACCGCCGGCCCCGCGUGAAAUGGAAAGUGUUCAGGAUUCUCUAAAUCUGCACAGCACCACCGAGGAGAAUGGGAGCGAAGAGCCCAUUCAAGUAGUGGAUUGCUCUGCCGAUUCUAAUGGUUUAAUUAUUGAUUUAGUUGAUAAUGAUGACGACGAGUCGAGUUCCAAAACUAAUGCCGAUCUGAUACUGAUGGGUUUUACCAUUACGAGCUGUACUACCAUGGUUCAUUGUUGCCUAACAGAUUGCCAACAUAGCUUCGACAAUCUGGAACAGUUAAAUGAGCAUUUUGAGGACAAGCACUGGGAAACCAGAAGACGUAAUGCUGAAAUGAACGAUUUGGCUUUGCGCUGCGCGGCUUGCUUUUUAGGUUUUCAAACACAGCAUGCUCUUGAGGCUCAUCAAGAAGCUAUUGAUCCAAUCUUUCGCUGUAAAUGCGACGGUUGUGGCACCUUUUUUAGCACGAAAAAACUAGCCUUCGAACAUUCAAAGAAUCCGUGCAAACAAACCAAAACAAAUUCUCAUUUAAGAAAGAUUCUCCCGAAAAAGAGGAUCAAUAAAAAAGACAAAGAUGAGAUAUACAUAAAAACAGCAAACGGGUAUACCUGUACGGUUUGCAAAAGCGAUUUUUCUUUCCUGUCUUCGCUUAAUAUGCACAGAAAAUCUUACAACUGCCGUCGAAACCGCAAAGGAAUGGACAAACUUGCAAAUGCGGUUGCAUUUCCACGAGCAAGUGAAGCGGAAGUUUCGGCUGCAUUAGCUCUGCAAUGUGAGCAUGAUCCUGGAAUAAAUGUUGACGGUCGGCAUGACAAAAUCUACAAUUGUCGUUGGUGCAAUACGACCACCAGCAACAUAGAUCAUUUGGUCAAUUGCUAUCUCAACAGUGAGAAAGCACAGGCUAAAACUGUGUCCAGUUCAAGAACUGGUAAAAGUAAACGUAAAAGUAAAAAUAGAAGAAAAAAUCUUGAAGCUAAGUCAAAUAGUACAGACUCAAAGAAACCUGCAACAAGGUCACGCAAAAAACCACAAACAGCCGAGGAAUCGCAAACUUUCAAGGCUAUCAAGAAAGCAGAGCAGGAAACGGCAACUGCCCAAGCCCUCCAGAUAGCGUUUAAGCGUUUUCAGUGUGAUGUAUGUGCAGAAUAUUUCCAGUUCCGAUAUUUACUAGACGUACACAAGAAGACGCACGCAAGCUAAACAUUUGCGUUGAACGCAAAAAAGAGUCGUAAUCUGUUAGUUAGUUGAAAACUAUCGCGUGUACUGGGAUAUAACCCUCCGCUUUGCGGUAAAUCCUGAUUUAGACUAAAUCGAUAAUUACCCUGAACCGGCAGUUGCCGGUAAUAGCAAGUGUACCCCAACGGCUGCCUCGUAUGACUCAAGUUCAGCCUAGCGCACAUGAAUGCCAUUUUCAAACGUUUUUAA
Sabethes cyaneus is the source of this 2115-nucleotide messenger RNA. RefSeq names its product zinc finger protein 845-like. The record is from RefSeq and is a predicted model, not a curated record. NCBI's taxonomy places the organism in Eukaryota, Metazoa, Arthropoda, Insecta, Diptera, Culicidae. Gene Ontology annotation, molecular function: zinc ion binding; DNA-binding transcription factor activity, RNA polymerase II-specific; RNA polymerase II transcription regulatory region sequence-specific DNA binding. Gene Ontology annotation, cellular component: nucleus. Gene Ontology annotation, biological process: regulation of transcription by RNA polymerase II. The transcript is spliced from 3 exons. Bases 40 to 1890 code for a protein of 616 amino acids.